UUCCUCCACUGCUUCAACUUCCUUUAUCCCAACGACCCAUCAUCAAGGUAUGCACAAAAGCUUUCUCACUUUUUCCUUCUCUUUCAAACAAGUGCAACUACUCUUUGUACUGAAUCUUCUUAAUUCUUUCAUUCACAAAAUGAUGCAUAAAACUUUCUUCUUCUGAGUCAAAAUUUGAUAACAGUAACAAGAGCAGCUAUGGCUUCUUUGAAAUUGCCCAUUUCUUUGGACACUGUUGAUUCAAAGAAACUCAAUUUCUAUGUAAACCCAUCUCAUGUACCUGAUCAUUGCUCCAUUUUUUCAUUCACUAGUUGUAUACAUGUUACAAAAGCUGCUUCUAAUCUCACUUCUCUGACUAGGCUUAAGCAUUUCAAAGUCUCACGCUUUGAAACUGAAUUCCCCAACAUUCCUGAGCCAAGCCCAGUCGACAAAGAUAUCCAUUUUUCUUCUAAAAUUCAUUUAGUGAAUGAAAACCCAAAAUUUGUUGAGGGCCAAAAAGGUCAAAACCCCAAGAAAGGGAUUAGAAAAAAUGUGGGUUUCAAGUUUCGUUUCAGAAGGAAUAGAAAUGAAAUAGAAAGAGAGGAUCUUUUUGUACAUAAUAAUAGUGGCUUGGAUGUUGAUUACUCUGCUAUUAAGCCUAACUUGAACUUGCCGCAUUGUAAUUUUAUAUUGAAAAGACUUGAGAGGUCUAAUGAUAGUAAUGCUUUGAGAUUUUUUGAGUGGAUGAGGAGCAAUGGGAAAUUAAAGGGAAAUGUGACUGCCUAUAGGUUGGUUCUUCGAGUGUUGGGUAGGAGAGAAGAUUGGGAUGCAGCGGAAAUGAUGUUAAGGCAAGCAAAUGGUGAUUCAGGUUGUAAACUUAAUUUUCAGGUUUUCAAUACGAUUAUAUAUGCGUGUUCUAAAAAGGGGCUUGUGGAAUUGGGGGCAAAGUGGUUUAGGAUGAUGCUGGAACAUGGGUUUCGGCCAAAUGUUGCCACUUUUGGCAUGCUUAUGGGACUUUACCAGAAGGGUUGGAAUGCUAGCGAGGCAGAGUUUACAUUCUCACAGAUGAGGAAUUCUGGCAUUGUUUGUCAAUCUGCAUACUCUGCGAUGAUCACGAUAUAUACACGCUUGAGUUUGUAUGACAAGGCAGAAGAUAUUAUUGGCUUUAUGAGAAAAGAUAAAGUGAUAUUGAAUCUCGAAAAUUGGUUGGUGAUGCUUAAUGCCUAUAGUCAACGGGGCAAGUUAGAGGAGGCUGAGCAGGUAUUGGUCUCAAUGCAAGAAGCAGGCUUUUCUCCAAAUAUUGUUGCAUAUAAUACACUGAUCACAGGGUAUGGGAAAUCAUCUAAUAUGGAUGCUGCUCAACUUGUAUUCCUGAGCAUCCAGCAAGUUGGAUUAGAACCUGAUGAAACAACUUACCGUUCAAUGAUUGAGGGCUGGGGACGAGCUGACAACUAUAAGGAAGUUAAAUGGUAUUACAAGGAGCUCAAACAGCUGGGAUUCAAGCCUAACUCUUCCAACUUGUACACGCUAAUAACUUUGCAAGCAAAGCACGGGGAUGAAGAGGGUGCCACUAAAACACUUGAUGAUAUGCUCAAGAUGAGGUGUCAACAUUCUUCAAUCCUUGGUACUGUUUUGCAAGCAUAUGAGAGGGUUGGGAGGAUUGAUAAAGUACCUCUCAUCUUAAUUGGGUCUUUCUAUGAACAUGUCUUAAAGGAUCAGACUUCUUGUUCCAUUCUGGUCAUGGCUUAUGUGAAAAAUGGAUUAGUGGAUUAUGCAAUUAAAGUAUUGGGGAGCAAAAAAUGGAAGGAUCCAGUUUUUGAGGAUAACCUGUAUCAUUUAUUAAUUUGCUCUUGCAAGGAGCUGGGUGAUCUUGAUAAUGCUGUUAAGAUAUUUUCUCAAAUGCCUAAUGCUGAAAUCAAGCCAAACUUGCAUAUAAUGUGUACAAUGAUUGACAUUUAUAGUGUCAUGGGUCACUUCACUGAAGCAGAAACACUCUAUUUGAAGUUGAAAUCCUCAGGAGUUGCCUUGGACAUGAUUGGCUUUAGCAUAGUUGGAAGAAUGUAUGUUAAAGCUGGAUCUUUAAAAGAUGCUUGCAGUGUUCUACAAAUCAUGGAGAAGCAGAAAGAAAUUGUCCCAGACAUUUAUCUGUUCCGUGACAUGCUCAGAAUCUAUCAAAAGUGCAACAUGAAGGAUAAAUUAGCAGAACUUUACUAUAAAAUUUUGAAGAGCGGAGUCACUUGGGAUCAAGAAAUGUAUAACUGUGUCAUUAACUGUUGUGCACGUGCCCUGCCAGUUGAUGAGCUUUCUAAGAUUUUUGAUCGGAUGCUUCUGCAUGGUUUUGGCCCUCAUACUAUCACCUUCAAUGUCAUGCUUGAUGUUUAUGGUAAAGCCAAACUUUUCAAGAAGGUCAAGAAACUAUUCUGGAUGGCAAAAACUCGAGGAUUGGUGGAUGUAAUCUCUUACAAUACUGUUAUAGCUGCCUAUGGUCAAAAUAAGGACUUAAAGAAUAUGUCAUCAACUGUUCGAGAAAUGCAAUUCAAUGGUUUUUCAGUUUCCCUUGAAGCCUACAAUUGUAUGUUGGACACGUAUGGAAAAGAUGGCCAAAUGGAGAAAUUUAGAAGUGUCUUGCAGAGGAUGAAGGAAUCGAAUUGUGCUUUGGACCGCUAUACAUACAACAUUAUGAUCAAUAUUUAUGGAGAACAGAGAUGGAUUGAUGAAGUUGCUGCUGUGUUGACCGAACUGAAAGAAUGUGGACUAGGACCUGAUCUCUGCAGUUAUAACACAUUGAUAAAGGCAUAUGGAAUUGCUGGAAUGGUUGAAGAUGCUGUGGGUUUGAUUAAGGAAAUGCGAGAAAAUGGGGUAGAGCCUGAUAACAUAACUUACAACAAUUUAAUCACUGCAUUACGAAAGAAUGAUAAGUUCUUAGAGGCUGUUAAGUGGUCAUUGUGGAUGAAGCAGAUGGGAAUGUGAACUGCAGAAGGUGGACCUACAUAAUCUUUUUGCUUCUGUCAUUUCACAUCCAAACUCGUCUUGGAAUUCUACUUAAACAUUUCCCAGCUCUGUGGAAGCUUGAAGCGAAACCAGCUAUUCUGAAACUGGUAAGCAGACGCCAUUGGAUGCUUGGAGGAUUCUUGCAGAUGCCACUACCAUGGAAUGGAGUGCGAAGAAGUGAAAAGCUGUGUAUUUGAAGCCAGUUUGUGGAAGUGAAAAUAUCAAAUAAACUCAAAUGAGGGAGCAAGCAAAGUCAAGCCAACAAGAAGAAGAUAGAGGUGGGUUUGUCCUCAAUUCUACUUCACCAAGAAUAUUAGCUUCGGGCACAGUAGUUAGUGUUCAUUGACAAGGCAUGCUACUCCGUGAAACAAACUGGGGUAUCAUCAUCCAAUUAUGGUUGGAUUUGUUGGUUCAGAAUGUUGGUUUCUCGAUCAUUUUUGCAGCCAUACUUCUGGUUUACAAAAUAUUUGUACUAUUAGAUACAGGAAAGCAUACCGCAUCAUACCUCUUUUUCUCUUUAUUACAUGUAAUAUUUGUUUGUAUCAGCUGAAUAAAAGUCUCUCAGAUAAUAUCUGAUUUCACGUAUCAA
Messenger RNA from Theobroma cacao (cacao), 3559 nucleotides. RefSeq names its product Tetratricopeptide repeat (TPR)-like superfamily protein. The record is from RefSeq and is a predicted model, not a curated record. NCBI's taxonomy places the organism in Eukaryota, Viridiplantae, Streptophyta, Magnoliopsida, Malvales, Malvaceae. Gene Ontology annotation, molecular function: protein binding; mRNA binding; rRNA primary transcript binding. Gene Ontology annotation, biological process: positive regulation of translation. Gene Ontology annotation, cellular component: chloroplast stroma.